Odobenus rosmarus divergens (Pacific walrus) is the source of this 747-nucleotide messenger RNA. It is a transcript of the gene NUDT2, whose product is annotated as nudix (nucleoside diphosphate linked moiety X)-type motif 2. The transcript has 3 exons. Bases 27 to 470 code for a protein of 147 amino acids. Gene Ontology annotation, biological process: ATP biosynthetic process; AMP biosynthetic process. Lineage: Eukaryota; Metazoa; Chordata; Mammalia; Carnivora; Odobenidae. The record is from RefSeq and is a predicted model, not a curated record. Gene Ontology annotation, molecular function: bis(5'-nucleosyl)-tetraphosphatase (asymmetrical) activity.
CCUCUUGCCGCCCUGGGCCUUGGACCAUGGCCCUGAGAGCAUGUGGCUUGAUCAUCUUCCGAAGAUGCCUCAUUCCCACGGUGGACAAACCUGCAAUUGAGUUUCUACUGCUGCAGGCAUCAGACGGCAUUCAUCACUGGACUCCUCCCAAAGGCCAUGUGGAACCAGGAGAAAAUGACUUGGAAACGGCCUUCCGGGAGACUCAGGAGGAAGCCGGCAUAGCAGCCGGCCAGCUGACCAUCAUUGAGGGAUUCAGAAUGGAGCUCAAUUAUGUGGCCAGGAAGAAGCCUAAAACAGUCAUCUACUGGCUGGCCGAGGUGAAGGACUACAACGUGGAGAUCCGCCUCUCCCAAGAGCACCAGGCCUACCGCUGGCUGGGGCUGGACGAGGCCUGCCAGUUGGCUCAGUUCAAGGAGAUGCAGGCCGUGCUCCAAGAAGGACACCAGUUUCUCUGCUCCUCAGCAUCUUGAGCUGACCAGAGCAGAGUCAUUUACCUCAGUGGGAUCCUUGAGGGCCUUCUGAGAUGAACAGUGUCAGCCUCGGGGAAGGUUGUGUGGGUCUUUGGCUCAUCGUACCAAAGAGCAGAUCAGUUAGUAAAAUCAGCUGAGGACUCUCAGAGGAGAGCAAACAAACGUCUCAGCUGGGUGAAAAGGAAGGCAAAGGAGGAGUUAAGAAAAAAGUCUAGGUGCAGUAAGUGCGUCCUUGUAUUUUAUAAAUAAACUUCAGGCAGCUUAUCUGUCCAUCUAA